AUGGAGGCACCCCUACAGGCCGGUCUUCAAAAGCCCCCGCCACUAGGCACAUACGACGGGACAACCGACCCAAACGAACACAUCGAGAACAUCGACGCCCUCCUAGAUUACAGAGGGGUGUCGGGCGUAAUCAAGUGCUGGUUAUUCCCGACCACUCUACGCAAAGGAGCCAUAACCUGGUACAAGAGUUUGCCCUAUGAAUCCAUCACAUCAUGGAAAGUGCUCGGAAAGCUUUUCUCCAUGCACUUCACGGCCUCCCGAAGACACCCAAAGUCGGAAGCCUCCCUAAAAGCCAUCAUACAAGGGAAAGAUGAAUCCCUCCGGGCCUACAUCGAACGGUUCAACAAAGAGGCCGUGCAGGUGUCCACAACCGCCCACAUGAAGAAGUUCUUACUCGAAUGGGGUCUCCGACCACGUUCAGAUUUCGCCAAAGCCGUCAGGAUCGAGACCCCCGCCACUCUGGACGAAUUCUUCCUUAUGGCCCAAGCAUACAUACAAUACGAAGAAAAAGAAGCUGCUCACGUGGUCUGCAAAUCCAAACAGGAAGAGAAUACUAAAGGUGCCCGUCAAGACGAUCCUCGCCGGGGAUCCGAAAAGAAGAAAGAAGAUAAGGGUCGGGACCCUAAAGACUAA
Messenger RNA from Vicia villosa (hairy vetch), 633 nucleotides. RefSeq lists its product as uncharacterized. Bases 1 to 633 code for a protein of 210 amino acids. The record is from RefSeq and is a predicted model, not a curated record. The transcript has a single exon. Lineage: Eukaryota; Viridiplantae; Streptophyta; Magnoliopsida; Fabales; Fabaceae.